UUCUUUGAAACGGUACAGCCACACAGACGUGCACGAGCAAAAUUCGUAAUUUGCAGUUUAUUUUGCAUUAAAAUGUCAGAAUCCGAAAUCGAAACGCCUGUGCAGAUGGCCGAGGCGCCUGUGGUGCCCAUCGAAACUGUCGAUGAUGAGGUCUGGGAGGAAGAAGGAGUGGCUGCUGCCGGCUAUCAGCAGGCCAAUGAGUGGCCCGAAAUCAAGCUAUUCGGCCGCUGGGCCUGCGAUGACAUAUCCAUUAGUGAUAUUUCGUUGCAAGACUACAUUGCCGUGAAGGAGAAGUUUGCUCGCUAUUUGCCGCACUCGGCUGGACGCUAUGCGGCCAAACGUUUCCGCAAGGCCCAGUGCCCGAUUGUGGAGCGUCUCACCAGCGGGCUGAUGAUGAAGGGACGCAGUAACGGCAAGAAACUGCUCGCAUGCCGAAUCGUGAAGCAUGCCUUCGAGAUCAUUCACUUGCUGACAUCGGAGAAUCCGCUGCAAGUGACUGUGACUGCGAUUGUCAACUCGGGGCCACGUGAGGACUCUACACGUAUUGGACGCGCUGGCACUGUGCGCCGUCAGGCUGUGGAUGUCUCGCCAUUGCGUCGCGUCAAUCAGGCCAUUUGGUUGAUCUGCACUGGGGCACGUGAGGCUGCUUUCCGCAACAUCAAAACCGUUGCCGAGUGUCUGGCCGAUGAGCUGAUCAAUGCCGCCAAGGGAUCGUCCAAUUCGUAUGCCAUCAAGAAGAAGGAUGAGCUGGAGCGUGUGGCCAAAUCGAAUCGUUAAGUUGCGAAAAUUUCAAUAUAAACACACACAUACAUAUGCGUUAUGUAUGCAAUCAUUUACGAUGUAACUGUAAAUACAGUGUUGUAUUGCCAUAAA
Drosophila guanche is the source of this 873-nucleotide messenger RNA. RefSeq names its product 40S ribosomal protein S5b (gene RpS5b). Gene Ontology annotation, molecular function: rRNA binding; mRNA binding; structural constituent of ribosome. The transcript is spliced from 2 exons. The record is from RefSeq and is a predicted model, not a curated record. Gene Ontology annotation, biological process: translation; ribosomal small subunit assembly. Gene Ontology annotation, cellular component: ribosome; cytosolic small ribosomal subunit. NCBI's taxonomy places the organism in Eukaryota, Metazoa, Arthropoda, Insecta, Diptera, Drosophilidae. Bases 73 to 777 code for a protein of 234 amino acids.